Messenger RNA from Seriola dumerili (greater amberjack), 1592 nucleotides. RefSeq names its product integrin beta-1-like. Gene Ontology annotation, molecular function: integrin binding. The transcript has 7 exons. The record is from RefSeq and is a predicted model, not a curated record. Gene Ontology annotation, biological process: cell migration; cell adhesion mediated by integrin; integrin-mediated signaling pathway. NCBI's taxonomy places the organism in Eukaryota, Metazoa, Chordata, Actinopteri, Carangiformes, Carangidae. Gene Ontology annotation, cellular component: integrin complex; focal adhesion; cell surface. Bases 21 to 1241 code for a protein of 406 amino acids.
UUCACAAACAGCCAAUAUAAAUGCGAGGCUCGUCAGCGUGCCACAGUCUGCGGAGGCAAACAGAUCCGAGACGCAGCUACAGCACAGAAAGCUCACAAUACUUCAGGAACAUCAUCCUCAUGUUGUGUUGUAACUGCGGGAUGGCUGUGAAGCUGCUCUGUCUCUUCCUGCUGCUGGCUGUGUUGUAUCCCAGCUGGGCCAAAGAACAAACAUGUCUCAUAUUUGCCUCCAACUGCGACGAGUGCAUCCAGUCUGGCCCGGAGUGUGCUUGGUGCACCACCCCUCAUUCUCACAUUCGCUGUCAUACCGUGAAGGAGCUGCAGAGAGCAGGCUGUCAUCAAAGUUAUGCAUAUAACCCUCAGGGCACGGUGCAGGUUGUCAAGAAUGAGAGUAGCACUGAGCCAACAGAUGCCAAGACUCUGUUUCUCCAGCCCCAGGAGCUGUCCCUCCAUCUGAGGCCGGGUGUGAGUCAGUCCUUCCCUCUAACUAUCACCAUGCCGACAGACCAGCCUGUCCCAGAACUCACUAUGGACACCAGCAAUGUGCCAACGGGAGUCAACAUCACAUUCAGUGGUGUCACGACUGGAAAUCCCCUACUCGUACAGGUGAAUUUGGAGGUUGCCCAGUGUCCCAGCAAUAGCGACGACUCAACCCAGAACAGGACUGGGCCCUGGUCCGUCCACAUCACACCCAGAGGAUUUUCAUUGAGUGUGAAGCUAGAAAUAACUUUAGAGUGUCAGUGUGACUGCACAAGAAACCGUGAGGAAAACAGCCCUCGGUGCAGUAGCCAUGGAGCUCUGGUGUGUGGCCAAUGUCAGUGCUACAGUCCUCACAUCGGAAAACUCUGCCAGUGGGACGUUGAUUCAGUUUUUUCAUCCGAUGAAGACUUCUGUCGCUGGGUCCCAAAUGCCCCGGUGUGCAGCGGCAGGGGUCGGUGCGUGGUUGACUUCUGUGAGUGCGAGAAACGAGAAAACCCACAAGAAAGAUACAGUGGCCAAUUCUGCGAGUGCAGCAACUUUGACUGUCCUUACUCCAACAACCAAAUAUGUGGAGGCCAUGGGCAGUGCGAGUGUGGACAGUGCAUUUGUGAUAACGACUGGAUCGGUGAAGACUGCAACUGCUCCUUGGAUACCGCCUCUUGUAUGGCAACAAACCAGCAGCUGUGUAAUGGUAAAGGGAUGUGUCAGUGUGGAAGAUGUAAAUGUGAGCCACCGUACAGAGGCCCAACCUGUGAGAUGUAGAGUGUCAGGCGUUCGGGAUGGGAGAGAAGAAGGCUAGGUGUGACAGAGAGUGUGGCUACGUCAAUGUUAUAAUGGCGGAGACCAGAAAUGAUCUGCCUCAAAAAGGAGAAACUCUGUAAAAUGAUGAGCAGUGAUGACUCUUGCCUCUUCUACUACAUCGUCUCCAACACGCACUCUGGAGGUCAACAGUCAACAAUGACACGAGCUAGAGAAUGUCCCAGUAAACUGCAGUGACCAGCUUCAUGUCAUAUUUAGUUUUAAAAGUUUUUUUUUUUUCUAUUAACACCCAUUCAUUUUAAUUAUUGCUAGAAAUAGGCAAAUAAAAGAAUUUACAACCUUGAAAACAAUGUA